This is a messenger RNA of Fusarium verticillioides 7600, 1745 nucleotides long. RefSeq lists its product as hypothetical. The record is from RefSeq and is a predicted model, not a curated record. The transcript has a single exon. Bases 1 to 1407 code for a protein of 468 amino acids. NCBI's taxonomy places the organism in Eukaryota, Fungi, Ascomycota, Sordariomycetes, Hypocreales, Nectriaceae. Gene Ontology annotation, molecular function: acyltransferase activity, transferring groups other than amino-acyl groups.
AUGACGUCCACCUUGAGUGAUAUCCCUGUGCUGACAGUCAUUGAGCGUGUUGGCCCCAGAGGCUAUCUUCGCUAUGUCUUUCCAAUGCGGUUGUCAGAUGAUACCUCUCCCGAAAGGGCCAUGGAGGUUCUGAAAGGGGGCUAUAAAGCUGCCUGCCACAGAAUUGGCUCCAUGGCUUCAGAGGCAGUACCCGAUCUCGAAGCAGAGCAGGCGAAUGUACUGAAGCUGCAGAAAUUACCCGAGAAUUCGAUCGGGCACAUGGCUUUCAAAGAUUUGCGAGACUCGGAGAAAUAUGAAUGGACUUACGAAGACCUCAAAAAUAAGCACUUCCCCGUCUCAGCAUUCGAUGCUGACCUUCUUAUGCCUGGCCCUCUAUGGCCUCAACCAGGAAAGCCUGUGCACAUUUCUCUAGCACAGGCCAACUUCAUUCGUGGCGGCGUAAUCAUUGGGUGGUGUGUUUUUCAUAUAGUUGGAGAUGCAACUACCUAUCUCACCUGGACCAAAGUCUGGGCCGAAGAGUGUCGCCGCAUCCAGGGACUUGAGUUUUCAAGUCCAGUUGUUAUCGAUGAUGCUAUGCUUGCCGACAGGGCGCUUGUCACUAGACCUUCUGGCCGCAACAAAGGUCGCCCAGAGGAUCACCCGGAGUAUACGAUCCUACCCAUUACGCCAACGGGUGCAUCUCCCGCGAUGCUGAGCACGACGUUCCGAGGGCAGGUAUUUUACUUUUCUCCAUCGGCGCUUGCGUUUCUCAAAGCUGAAGCUUCACCAGAUCGUGCGACAAGACCAACAGACCAGCAAUGGAUCUCUACCAACGAUGCCUUUUCAGCUCUCAUGUGGCGCACCGCAGUGGCCGUUCAAGCACCAAUCGACAGCCUCGAGGACAGUGAGAGUCCACAGUCUGUCUUCAACAUUGCCGUGGAUGGCCGAAAACGUACAGACCCUGCAGUUCACCCCAAGACUCUAGGCUGUUUUCUCCAGUACAUCUCCGUCUCAGCGCCGAUCCGCGAUAUCCUGACUACGCUGAGCCUUGCAGAUCUUGCAGUGCUUAUACGCAAGGAGGUGAAUCUGCGCCUAAACGAUCAAUUCACAGAUGAUGUUGUGACCCUUAUCGAUCAGUUGGAAGAUGUGACCAGGCUAGUUCCAACGGCCUUCUUGGACGUGCUGGGGAAAUCAUCUGUACAAACGUCAUGGGCUGAGUUUGACCUGGCAACUGUGGAAUGGGGGCCGUUAUUGGGAGAUAGGAUUGAGGCAAUUCGAUGCCCUAAUACAGGCAUUCUGCCUGGUUGCCAUGUUGUUCUACCGACCUUGCCAGAUGGUGGUGUUGAGGUGGUGAUCGGCACUGAGGGCAAGCUGUUGCAAAAGGUUCUUGAUGAUCCACUCUGGAUGAGGUUUGCUGUGCCAAGAUAGUCAUGAUGCUCACAGUCGAGACCCGACUUCCGUGUCCAUUUACCGACAAGUUCCGCGGAACAGGAGCCAAUCGGAUGCACCCAAUUGCCGAACUUCGAUCAGCGGCUCAAAUGACGAAGAGAAGCAGAGCCAAGGAAAUUCGCCUUGUGGACUGGGCUUUAUGGAAACAAUUGAGAGAUGAGUCUAUCUAAUGGUAUCAAAACAGAAUAUCUACAUAGUCAUCAAUUAUUUAUAGAUGGUUCCAGGAUAAUAUCGCUGUCCCGUGACCAAGAUCUGUCCAAUGGCAUACCAGAAAAGCCGUAAUCGACCAAUCACAAGCCAUACAAUUGAAGUGCCGA